Molecule: messenger RNA, 2232 nt
Organism: Labrus bergylta (ballan wrasse)
Lineage: Eukaryota; Metazoa; Chordata; Actinopteri; Labriformes; Labridae
Gene: slc7a6os
Product: solute carrier family 7 member 6 opposite strand
Biological process (GO): developmental process
Source: RefSeq, a predicted model, not a curated record
CUGUUUCCCUCCUCUCUGUGCCAGACGGAGCAGCAGACGCGCUCAGACAGACAGAAGGUUAAACAUGGAUCCAAACACGACGAUUCUCCGAGUCAAGAGAAAAAGGGGGAUCGACCCCGCAGAUGCCUUGUUGCUGGCGUGUAAGCGUAUCCGUCCAGAGCCGUCCCAGACCUCAGGAGAAACGGUACCGGAGCCCAAUGAGGCCGAGAUCGAAAACUCUGUCUUCAAACUCGUGGCGACCGUCGCGACGCAGGAUGCUCCUGUUCAGACGCAGGUCCGACAGGCUCUGGCUCGGCCUCGUAUGGCCCACCCACUGCGCCCUUCUGCUGCGAGCAAGCAGCGGAUAGUUGGAGACCUGAGGAGCACAAAGUGGAGUACACGGAGGGAGGAACGCUACAGAAUACUGUCAAACCUGCGUACAGGGGUGUCAAGCCCAGCUGAGCACCCAAACCCCCAGACUGAUGCUCCAGAGGGUGCAGAGGAGACUGUGAAAGAGCAUAAAACAUGUCUGGGUGAAAUCCAGGUCGUAGAUCUUGUACAUGAGGAUGCAGAGGAAGAACAGGAAGACAAGCCUUCCGGCAAGAUGCUGUCCUCAGAUCCAGAAGUGAUCCUGUGUAACAACAUGAAGAUGCUGCGGGAACAUCUGAGCAUAUCUGGAGAGAGACUCGGAGAGGACCAACAGGAGCAGGAGGUCGACUACGUCUAUGACCUUUACUACCAGGAGACGGUCACACCGGGCUGGAUCCAGGACAUCCUGUCUGUCAGGGCCUACGCCGAUGAGGGAGAACUGGUGCCUGAUGUGGUUCAUGAGGAGGAGGUGUAUGAAGAUGAAGACGAUGAAAACGAGGAAGGCAACUGGAGGAAUGACUACCCAGAUGAAGGAAGUGACGCAGACAGUGACCGAGAGGAGCGCUAUGGUGGUUACUGGGAGGAGGAGCACUCGUACAGCAGGAGGAGCUGGGAGCACUACCAAAGGGAGGUGCUGCAUGAGCUGGGCCGCCAGGGUGAAGAGGAGGAUGAUGAUGGGGACAAAUAUGAUUCAGAUUGAUCAGGUCUCCUAACCCACACCUGUCAGUGUAUCCUCCAAACAUCCCUUUUCACAAACACCAUGCUCCGUAGCACUCUGUAUAGCUGAGGGGAGACGUCUGCAAGAUCAGCAUGGAACAGAACACUCAUCAGAAUUUAUUACAUUUAAGUGAAACUGGGACGGCUUUUUUUUUUUUUUUUUUUUUUUAUAAAUGCUUGAACAAUAUGACAGGCUGUAAACUUAACAAAUGAAAGGUGUAGUUUCAUGUUAAAAAAUUACAUCAGUUUUAAUAAGUGCUCAUAGCCAGUGAAUAUCACAGCGGCUGCUAGCUGAACUACGGCUUACCUUUCUCUGGGUACUCUGCAUGUUUUAAGGUUCAGAGCCCGUCAUCGUCCAUUUAAGGUUAAAACUAGAGCAGAAUUUUCCACAGAGGUCUCUUCCUCUUAAAGAAACCUACUUGGCAUUUAAAAGCAGUAAAUGAACACUUAACUUUGAUUAAAAACAGUCGGUGUUACUUCCUUUUUCUUACAGGUUAAACAUGAGAGAAAUAGUCGACACCCUCCCCAAACACACACACAAUUUAUAUUGAACAGCAAAAUCGGAUUAGCCUGAUUAGCUUCUCUGUUGGAUAUAGCCCAAACCCAAUAUGCUAACAAGGACAAUUUAGUAUAAAUGUCUAAACCUGCAUUAGUAUUUGAUAUUAUAUUUGAUUUUCAGAGUGGACUCUCUCUCCCCUCGUCUAUACAGAGUCAGGGAGGCGGUGUGCUUUCCAGUUGGAUCCAGAGUGUCUUUUUAUUUUUUAACUGUGGUGGAGUGAACUUGUGUGUGGGUGUUUGUGUUCAAAGUGAAUGUGUGUUAGAAAUGUUGCAUAUUAGUGUUAUAUGCCCGGUAUGCUUUGUGCUUUUAACACUUCUGUUAGUGAGACAUCUUGAAGCUGCGUGUGUUUGCAUUUUAGGGUGUUUGCAUUUUGUGCAUGGUAGUGUGUGUGUGUGUGUGUGUGUGUGUGUGUGUGUAGGUACACUUGUGUAUGUUUAAGGUUUUUUUGCAUAAUGUGAGAUGUGUGAUACAUAAGCGUUGUUGUAUGUGUGGUUUAGAAAUCCUCUUUGAUUGUUUCUCUUGGAUGCUUGUUGAAUGAAACUUUUUGUAAAUAUGUAGAUGUGUAUAAAAAGAAAACUUUGAAAAUAAACUUCAAACAUCUGUGUGAA